This is a messenger RNA of Selaginella moellendorffii, 930 nucleotides long. RefSeq names its product calcium/calmodulin-dependent protein kinase type 1. Gene Ontology annotation, cellular component: cytoplasm; nucleus. Gene Ontology annotation, molecular function: ATP binding; protein serine/threonine kinase activity. The record is from RefSeq and is a predicted model, not a curated record. The coding region runs from base 1 to 930 and encodes 309 amino acids. The transcript has a single exon. NCBI's taxonomy places the organism in Eukaryota, Viridiplantae, Streptophyta, Lycopodiopsida, Selaginellales, Selaginellaceae. Gene Ontology annotation, biological process: protein phosphorylation; mitotic DNA damage checkpoint signaling.
AUGGCGCUCGAGGAUGGCGAGUUUAGAGACGACGAGUGUGGCGAGCUUCUCAAGUGGUACACCAGACACGAGAAGUUGGGGCAUGGAGGACAGGGCCAGGUCUACUUGCUGAGCGACGCAGCCCACAACCGCUAUAGGUACGCAGGAAAGAUGUUUAAGUCGGAGAGUUGUGCCGAGAGGGAGACAAGGAUCUUGGACAAGCUUCGCCCCAUUCCUGGAGUUGUCUUCCUCCGGGAGCUGAGGAGGGAGAGGAAGGUUGGCGGGCGUUGCUUUGGAACGAUGGUCAUGGAACUUUGUGGCCAUAGCCUGCGCGAUCUAGCGAUGAAAGGGCCACUGAGCGAGGAGGAGGUAGCCGAGAUCGUUAAGAAGCUGGCGGAGACACUCCAGGGCGUCCACUCGAGUGGUGUUGUCCAUCGCGAUCUCAAGCUGGAGAACGUUUUCACCGAGCUGCAAGAUGCAAGCACGAUCAGGCCAGUGAUUGGGGACUUUGGAGUGGCGACCGACGAUGCCAGAGAGAUGAGCCAGAGCUGCGGGACUGAGAAGUACAUGGCUCCCGAGCUUAUCUUUGUCGAGAGAUAUGGGCUGUCUUACACCAAGGCGGUGGAUGUUUGGGGGCUUGGAGUGAUCGCAUACGAACUCCUCAAGGGCUACAAGCGAUCGAACCUGGAGAUGCAUUUGCUGCGCGAGGGGGAGUUCCAGUGGCCUGCCAAUCUGUCGCCAGAGGCGAAGAAUCUGAUCAUGGGCAUGCUGGAUUUGGAUCCCAGGAAGCGAUUGACACUAGAUCGAGUGAUCAAUCAUCCUUGGAUUCUAGAGAACUGUAGCACCACACGGGCUACUCCUGCCAAUAUCACAACUUGUUGUGGAAGGAAGAGAUUCACUCCACAACAACACUCUAGCCAUCCAGCUGUGAAGAAACUCAGGGUGGCUUAG